AUGGUUUCCAAUUCUAGUCAUAUUGUCACAGAUCUCUUUCCAGUAAUCAGAGUCUAUAAAGAUGGCAAAGUAGAGAGACUUUUUGGCUCACAAUAUGUUCCACCAUCACCAGAAGAUCCCAUCACAGGUGUUUCCUCCAAAGACAUCACAAUCUCACCAGAAGUCUCAGCUAGGCUAUACCUCCCAAAGAUCACUGAUCCCAACCAAAGGCUCCCAAUUUUAGUGUACAUCCAUGGCGGAGGCUUUUGCAUUGAAUCGGCCUUCUCCUUUGACCAUCAACGUCAUAUAAACCUCCUAGUCUCCCAAGCCAAAGUAGUAGCUGUUUCAGUCGAAUAUAGACUUGCCCCAGAACACCCUUUGCCUGCAGCAUAUGAAGACUGUUGGGCUGCCCUUCAAUGGGUGGCUUCUCACAUUGACAAUUCGAGCAUGGAAAGAGAACCAUGGCUAGUUAGCCAUGGAAACUUCAAUAAACUCUAUGUAGGAGGGGAUAGUGCUGGUGCAAAUAUAGUGCACAAUGUUGUUUUGAGAGCUGGUGCUGAAAGCUUAUAUGGGGAUGUCAAGAUCCUGGGUGCAUUUCUUACUCAGCCAUAUUUUUGGAGCUCAAAUUUAGCGUCUAAGGGUUGUGGCAAUCCCAGGGUGGAGACUUUGGCAACUGAGAUAUGGAUGUUUGCUUAUCCAUCUGCUCAAAGAGGAAUUGAUAAUCCAAUGAUAAACCCUUUGGCUGAUGGUGCACCUAGUUUGGCUAGACUAGGAUGUUCAAGGUUGUUGGUCAAUGUGGCUGAGAAAGACAUUCUUAGAAAUGGCGGAAUUCUUUAUGUAGAUGCUGUGAAGGAAAGUGGAUGGAAAGGUGAAAUAGAACUGUUGGAAGUGGAAGGAAAGGACCAUUCCUUUCAUAUUUUCAAUCCAGAGGAUAAGGAGGCAAAAAUUCAGAUGCAGGUUCUGGCUUCUUUUCUCAUGUAUUGAAUAUUUUGCUCUCACUCUUUAUUUUUUUCCUGUUAUAAUUCGAACUGCGUAAUGAUUCUUGGGCCAAUUCUUGAAUUUGCACUUGGUUUUUUGAGCUUCUAGUUUG
Messenger RNA from Coffea eugenioides, 1069 nucleotides. RefSeq names its product 2-hydroxyisoflavanone dehydratase-like. Lineage: Eukaryota; Viridiplantae; Streptophyta; Magnoliopsida; Gentianales; Rubiaceae. Gene Ontology annotation, molecular function: hydrolase activity. The transcript has a single exon. The coding region runs from base 1 to 963 and encodes 320 amino acids. The record is from RefSeq and is a predicted model, not a curated record.